AUGUUCCGUCUAUUAUUGAUAGUUAUUUCUUUUUUUAAUGUGAACGGCCAGCUGUGCGGCGUCGGUGACAGAUUGGACUUAACAGAUUCCGAAACAUUCACAGACGGCUCAAUAGUCAAAAACGGAAUACGUUUCCCGCCAAAAUAUGUUUUCUCGCAAAACGUGAGCGGCGAAAUAAAAACUUUCGGAUGUCCAUGUGAAUUCAAAACUUGCUAUAAAAAGUGCUGUCCGCUCGGGAAAGUGUUCCAUAAGUCCGAAAAUGCAAGCGGCUGUGUGGAAAUGUAUGAUGUUUUGCAAAGUGCGGGGAUGAGAUUGCAUUUCUUUGAUAAUUAUAAGCGGAGUGUUGAUUUGGCGGGAAGUGGAGAAUUCGUGUUAUUAACUGGUAUACCCUGUGAUGGGGAUGUUUAUAUUGAAGAUGGUGGACCGUGGUACGUACAAGAGGUGAGUAUUUUAUGUUAA
Messenger RNA from Leptosia nina, 459 nucleotides. The record is from the annotation of a GenBank genome assembly. Lineage: Eukaryota; Metazoa; Arthropoda; Insecta; Lepidoptera; Pieridae.